Molecule: messenger RNA, 1053 nt
Organism: Microthlaspi erraticum
Lineage: Eukaryota; Viridiplantae; Streptophyta; Magnoliopsida; Brassicales; Brassicaceae
Source: the annotation of a GenBank genome assembly
AUGGAAGAAGAGUUGAGAAAUUUAAUCUUGGUCUGGAUCUCUGCCUUGAUCUCCAUUUGUUAUUGUUAUUUCGUAUCAUCUAGAAUCUCUAAAGGUGUUCUUCGUCUCCUCUCUAUUCUUCCCAUCUUCGUUCUGUUUCUUGUUCUUCCUCUGUUCCUCUCUUCUGUGCAUCUCUGCGGCCUUUCCGCUCUUUUUUUCACAUGGCUCGGAAACUUCAAGCUUCUUCUCUUUGCCUUUGAUCAAGGACCUUUGUGCCCACUUCCCUCAAAUCUCUCCCGUUUCUUCUGCUUGGCUUGUUUCCCCAUCAAAAUCAGACAAUACCCUUCUCCAAAAGCCGCGGUCACGAAUCUUCAUCGUAAGAAUGAACCUAUGCCUAAAUGGGUUUUGGCUGUCAAAGUCCUGGUCUUUGGCGUCUUGUUACAUGUCUAUGAAUACAGCGACGGUUGGCCUCGGUUCGUUGUCUUGGCUCUCUAUUGUCUUCAUCUCUACCUUGAGGUGGAACUUGCCUUGGUCCUUGUCGGUGCCGUGGUAUCUACUCUUCUCGGGUGUGACAUCGAGCCAGUGUUCAAUGAGCCUUACCUAGCAACCUCUCUACAAGACUUCUGGAGCCGCAGAUGGAACCUCAUGGUUUCAGCCGUUCUACGCUCAACCAUCCACCUCCCUGUUCAGCGGUUUUCCACACGCUUGCUCGGUAAGAACAGAGCCGUGCUUGCUGGAGUCAUGGCUUCGUUCUUCGUCUCAGGUUUGAUGCAUGAGCUCAUCUACUAUUACGUGAUCCGUAAGGCACCGACUUGGGAGGUUACUUGUUUCUUUGUGUUGCACGGUGCUGCGACCGUCGCAGAGAUAGCGGUGAAGAGAACACCGUUUGUGAUGCGGUGGAAGAAACCGCACAGGGCAUUCUCGGGUCUUGCGGCUCUGGCGUUUGUGAGUGUGACAGGCGUUUGGCUAUUUCUUCCUCAGCUGCUGAGAAACAAUGUCCAUGAGAGAGCGAUUAGUGAAUGUUUGCUGAUUACGAGCUUUGUCAAACGCAACUUGUUCAUUUCUUCUUCAUGA